Fusarium redolens is the source of this 741-nucleotide messenger RNA. RefSeq lists its product as uncharacterized. Lineage: Eukaryota; Fungi; Ascomycota; Sordariomycetes; Hypocreales; Nectriaceae. The transcript has 3 exons. Bases 1 to 741 code for a protein of 246 amino acids. The record is from RefSeq and is a predicted model, not a curated record.
AUGGACGAGACGCCAACUGGCCGGAAACGACCACGGCUAGACCCUGCUGACCCUUAUAAAACGCCUAUUGGGAGACCUCGAGAUGAGACAGCCCCCAGGCGCAACCCGUCAAAGGCGUCGUCAAUGUCGGGUUCCAGCGCCUCAUCCUAUCCAUCGCGCUCAUCAUCGCCAUUGAAGCAGCAGAUCAUGCGUCUACGCAUUGACGAUACAGGUUUCGACAUACGCGAUCUCAAAGUUGACAAUCCUCCAAGCCCAGAGGUUGACCAUCUUUUGCAGAACUUGAACGAUAUCGGGAGUGGCCUUGAGUUUCUCCCUGAUAAUCUGCGUGAUGAGAUUCUUGGAAGCCCCAUGUUUGACUUUGGGCAUCUUCCAGGACGUAUCCCUUCUCCACAAGAAGUGUCGCUGGUGUAUGAAUGCGCCAAAGACUGUCGCGACUUUGGGCAUGAAGAAGCAGGUUGGAAUGCAGAAGUACACCAGCGUCUGCUAGAAGCUGUCUUUAGAGAGCCUGGAAAGACGAGAGGAGGACUGUACAACUUUACAAUGUCCACCACUGCUCGGCCGCAUUCAAUGUGGCUACCCAAGUCAAUUAGAACCAAAAUGAUUGACUUUUGUAUAUAUGUCGACUUACAACAAGAGGAGCCAGAGUCCUUUCAAGCGCUCGAGUCUCUUUGCAGAACAACACCACCACCACGGUCAAUCAUACCGACUUCGAGCGACUGCAGUUUCGUCCCAUUGUCCUGA